This is a messenger RNA of Phaethon lepturus (White-tailed tropicbird), 1467 nucleotides long. It is a transcript of the gene TRIP13, whose product is annotated as thyroid hormone receptor interactor 13. NCBI's taxonomy places the organism in Eukaryota, Metazoa, Chordata, Aves, Phaethontiformes, Phaethontidae. Gene Ontology annotation, biological process: reciprocal meiotic recombination; meiotic recombination checkpoint signaling. The transcript has 13 exons. Gene Ontology annotation, molecular function: ATP binding; ATP hydrolysis activity. The record is from RefSeq and is a predicted model, not a curated record. Gene Ontology annotation, cellular component: chromosome; nucleus. Bases 1 to 1299 code for a protein of 432 amino acids.
AUGGACGACGCCGCCGGGGAUUUGAAGCAGGCGCUCCCAAGCGUGUGUGACAACGUUCAGAUACACGUGGAAGUUCAUCAGAAAUCAAGCAGUGCGGCCAAGAAAGAAGAUAUCAGGAUGAGUGUCUUAAAGCUGUUGAAUAGACAUAAUAUCGUGUUUGGUGAUUACAAGUGGACAGAGUUUGAUGAUGGUUUCCUUAAUGGCAAUGUGCAGUCUGUGUCGAUCGUGGAUACGGAGCUUAAACUGAAAGACAGACAGCCUAUUGACUUGAGCAAAAGCAGUCUUUCUCUUCAUAUUUUUCAUCUAAAUGAAGAAGGACCAAGCUCUGAAAACCUGGAAGAAGAGAAUGAGGAUAUCAUUGCAGCUAACCACUGGGUGCUACCAGCAGCUGAAUUCCAUGGCCUUUGGGAAAGUCUUAUAUAUGACACUGAAGUAAAAUCACACUUACUUGAUUAUGUGACGACAACAUUACUAUUUUCUGACAAAAACGUUGACAGCAACCUUAUAUCGUGGAACAGAGUUGUUUUGCUGCACGGCCCUCCUGGAACUGGGAAGACCUCUCUCUGUAAAGCAUUGGCUCAGAAGCUGACAAUUCGACUGUCAUACAGGUAUAGGUAUGGACAGUUAAUUGAGAUAAACAGCCAUAGCCUUUUCUCUAAAUGGUUUUCUGAGAGUGGCAAGCUUGUAACCAAGAUGUUCCAGAAGAUUCAAGAGUUAAUUGAUGACAAAGAUGCUCUUGUAUUUGUACUGAUUGAUGAGGUGGAAAGCCUCACGGCAGCCCGCAGUGCCUUCAGGGCAGGCACAGAGCCUUCAGAUGCUAUUCGUGUGGUGAAUGCUGUACUGACACAAAUAGAUCAGAUUAAAAGGUAUCCCAAUGUAGUUAUCCUGACUACUUCAAAUAUUACGGAGAAAAUUGACAUGGCAUUUGUAGACAGGGCUGACAUAAAGCAAUACAUUGGACCUCCCUCCACCGCAGCAAUAUUUAGAAUAUAUCUUUCUUGCUUGGAAGAACUGAUGAAGUGUCAAAUAAUAUAUCCUCGACAGCAGCUUCUGACACUCAGAGAGCUAGAGAUGAUAGGCUUCGUAGAAAAUAAUGUGUCAAGGUUAAGCCUUGUACUAAAAGAAAUCUCAAGAAGAAGUGAAGGUCUUAGUGGCCGGGUCCUGAGAAAACUUCCUUUCCUAGCACACGCACUUUAUAUUCAAUCUCCCAGUGUUACAAUGACAACGUUUCUUCAGGCUCUUUCACUUGCAGUAGACAAACAAUUUGAAGAAAGAAAAAAAAUUGCAGACUGUGUGUGAUACUCUUUUUAUAACUUUUUAAUAGUUGUCUGUAUUGUUAACACUGAAGACUACAUAUUUUUCAUACAAACUGUGCAACUUCAACGGAUCUGUAAGAUAGAUUGUCAACACCUUAAAAAACUGGGAAUGCCUAAUCUAGUUUUUCAAAAUAUUCAUUAAUAAACAAUU